Polypterus senegalus (gray bichir) is the source of this 9845-nucleotide messenger RNA. RefSeq names its product SWT1 RNA endoribonuclease homolog (gene swt1). The record is from RefSeq and is a predicted model, not a curated record. NCBI's taxonomy places the organism in Eukaryota, Metazoa, Chordata, Cladistia, Polypteriformes, Polypteridae. The coding region runs from base 305 to 3157 and encodes 950 amino acids. Gene Ontology annotation, cellular component: nucleus. The transcript has 20 exons.
AGAAGCUUUGCGACCAGUUUUAAUCGUAUCCCGUCAUGUGACCAGAAAACAGACGUACUGUAGAUUCUUCAGUGAGUCUUACUGGUUCAAGUGGAUAUAUUUGCGGGUGUUAACCUAGUCUCUUCAUUGAAGAUAAUUGGAGAGUUAGUGAUAUAAGCCACAGUGAACCUUGGCCUCCAGAUUCCUUAACCCUAUGCAUGGAAAAAGAAGGCAGGUAGCCGGGAUAUCCCUUCCAAUCCAACCACUGGAACAAAUUUGAUUUGGAAAUUACUUUUCAGCUUUAUAAAGGUUACAUUAGUUAAUUAUGUCUAAGAAGAAGAAGCAUAAGGAAAGAAAGCGACGUUUAUCUUCCAGCUCUUCUGAAAUGGAAAUGCCAGAACCGUUCAAACUGGAUGCAAAAACAGAAUUUUCAAGAAAGAAGUACUCCAAACACAAGCUGAAAGAUGAAGGUUCUUGCAUUCGGGAACAUAAGAGGCACAGAAGAGAAACCAGGUCACCUGGACAUGCAGUGAUUCCUGGCUAUAGUAGUAAAAUUAAGGAUAAGAAGCUUGUGCAAGACCAUGGAAGCCAGGCAAAGCUUUCCAAAUGCAAAACCUCAGAUGAGAGACAUUUCAGUUUAAAAUCUAAGAUCAGAAAUUACAGACAGACACCUGGGAACAUCACAAAGUCUCAAGUGAAGCUACCAAACCAAAGUACAUGGAAGGAGUCUUCUACAAAACAAACCUUUGAGGGAUAUGAGAAAGAAGUAAACACUGAAACAUAUUUUGAAAAUUUACUUUGCACGUCUAAUUAUGGAACAUCCAGAGACCUUUCCAGAAGUGCUGUUCAAAAAAGUGAUAGUGACAGAUUUGCAAAAGAUUGCAACAUUCAGCAAAUUCCCAUGCUUCAAAAUACAGAACUCAAAAAUAAUUAUGUUCAAAUGUCAAAAUUCUCUGAACAUCUUGGUCAAAAACUAAAUGCAAAGAACAAAAGAUUUAGUAAAUCAGCAAGUCCUUGCAAACAAAAAUCAUCUACUACACAUGCCACACAUACCUCACUUAUUAAGAUGAAAAUUGCCAAAAAAUCCACGAUGUUGAAAACAUCCCAUAAAGUGAGUGAAUCUGUUGCUACUCCUAAUUCAGAGAAACUGUCAAAGUAUGAAACCAUUAAUUGUUCUCUAGCUGAAAAAAUGAAAGAAGGGAGUUCUUGUCAUUCUUCAAAGUUUUUUAAAAACAAAUAUAUACAAAGAAAGAAAGUGGAAUGUACAAAUGAUUUCAGACUGCAAAGUCCAGCAAAAGAACCUUUCUUCACUAGUUUUACUAAACAGGUAUUGGUUUCAUCAAGCACCGUUAGAAACCAGGAGGCAUCAGAUGAGCACAAAAAAGUGGAAACAAAAUGCAUUGAAGAAAGGCCUAUUUUCAGUCAAACGAUCUCUAAAAUACCAAGCUCCUUUUCUGAAGUGCAGGAAGAUCAAAGUAAAGAUCAAGAGAUGCUGCUAGCGGAGGAGCUUCAUGUAGCUCGCUCUGAAAAACGUCUGGAGGUUGAUGUAGUGAACUGCUAUGGGGAGUUGACAUCUAUGGAUAUUGACCUUCCUGAAGAAGAUGCAAAAUUACUUAUAAGGAAAAAGAACUUGGCACAAAAUCUGCUUAUUGUCCUGGACACAAAUAUCCUUCUCAGUCAUCUAGACUUUAUUAGGAUGCUUAAGGAACAUGGAAUACCAGGCAUGGGUUUCCCUGUUUUAAUUAUCCCUUGGGUGGUUCUACAGGAACUAGAUGCUGUCAAGAAUGGAAAGCUGUCUCUUUUAGUGGUAAAAAAGGCAAUUCCAGCAGUUAACUUCAUAUACACCUGUUUGAAAAGCCAAGAUCCACGAUUAUGGGGGCAAUCUAUGCAGCAGGCCUCCCAGGAAACAUAUGGUUUGAGUAUUGAAAAUAAUGAUGAUCGUGUGCUGCAGUGCUGUCUUCAGUAUCAGAACAUGUAUCCAAAUGUAAAUGUUGUACUUUGCACUAAUGACAAGAAUUUGUGCUGCAAAGCCAUGCUCAGUGGAGUGAAAGCUGUUAGUAAAUCUGACCUUAUUAUUGAGUUAGAAAAUCUUGGGAAUAACAGAUGUGUACACUCAAGUCAAGAUUCCCAAAACACCUUGCAUCAGAAAAAGGAAUCAUUCAGCAGACGGUGUGAAAAUAAAGAGGAAUUACAAGACAACAACAACUUAUCAACCUGUGAUGUGGCCAGCGUUAUCAGUACUAUUAAAGAAUCUUUAAGAAAAGCACUUUCAAUGGUAUUAGAAACUGAGAUGAAGAUUGCCUUUGAUAAUCUUUGGACAGAGAUUGUUUAUAUGAAGCCUCCCUGGACACUUUCUGACAUUCUGAAGUGUUUUAAAAAGCACUGGAUUGCUGUAUUUGGACAACUUGUGUCACGGAAUCUCCUUCAUAAUGUUAAUUCACUGUAUGACAAUCUUUAUAAAGGACAAAACAUUGACAGACCUUCUAUUAAGAUUAUACUCCAAGAUGCCCUACAUGUUCUGUAUUCUUUCAGUUCACGAUCAAGUUAUGAUGGUAUUCUCUCUGAGGCCUGUGCAACACUUAGUCAAUUAGCACAGUGCGUGUUUCAGUCUGACUCAAAAGUUGUAGAGAAUUACUGUACUGCAUUUGAAAACAAACGUCCAAGUAUUACUGUGAUGUCUUCUGAAAAUCAGCCAGUAAUGUCAGGUGAUUAUGAAUCUUCACAACAAGCUGUCUGCCACCAAGAUAUAUGGGCAGUGUUUGAAAGGAUAUGGAAUGCAGUGUGUCAGUACAGCAAAGCUAUUUUUGAAACGUUCAACUAUCCAUGUACAUUGGAAGCUGUGCUGCCUGACACAAAUCGCCCAACUCCCCAUGAAGCAUUUGUCUGCUUACAGAAAUUAAUGUUACUUGGGAAAGAACUUCUGAAUGCCUUUGAGAGGGUUCUGGAAACAAAUGUAUGUUUUGAAGAUGUGCAAGCCCUUCAUAACUGUAUCACCAACUGUGAGAUCACUUCUGUUGAUCAAAGGUUCACAGCCCAGAGGUUAUAUGAAUGCAUUAGCCAAUACGAAUACAGAAAGAAGCUGGAAGUGGGGAAAAAUCAGUUAGCAGAGCUGAGCUAUAAUCUGGAACGAUGCAACACAGCAAUCUGUACAGAAGCCAGGAACAUGGGCUGGAUAUAAGCCUAAUUAAAAUGUAUCAUUUGAGAAGGUUUAAAGGUCUUCCACUUUGUGAAGCAUAUUAAAUACACAAUAGUGUAUUUGCUGAUGCUAUGCAAUUAUAACACAGAGUUGCUUUUAAAGCUCCUUUUUACAGUUUUUUUUUUGGCAGAUAUAAAAUAGGGGAGGGGAAGAACACUCAGAAUGUUAAGAUCUAAGGCAUGUUUUUGAAACAGCACCCAGUUCCAGUUUAAUUUUCAUUCCAAUUUUAUUUGAGGUUCAUUUAUUCAGUACAACACUAUGCCUUAUUAUUAGCAAUUAUUUGGUGUACAGCAAAAUUGACUUUGCUUUUUUAUAUUCAUAUUUUGCAAAAAAUAUCUUGUAAAACUAUAAUAAAUAUCAAAGCCUUUUAAAUAUUCAGAGUCUGAAGAAACCUGUACAAAAGCAGGUUAAGUAACAAAUGUUUGCCAUUUGUUUUAAGUUAGCUUAUAUAGAAAGCAGAAAUUCAUCUGGUGUAUUCAGAUAGUCUUUUAUGGCCAGAGUACAUAUGGAAAAUCUAAAUAUUUGCUUUUUUCCAAAUGAAAUUAUAAUGGUUUUACAAAGGUGCUUUUACCUGUUUUCCUCCCAAGUACAGCGUGUUUUACAGUGUAAAUAGGUUUCUUUAAAUAAAUCUUAUAAUGACAGGAGCAGAUGGUUUCAUAAUGAAAUCACCUUCAACAUGAUAUGUGAUGUAAAAUUAAUUAUCCCUACCAUCAUUAUCAUUGGCAUGCCCAACAUUGUGCAGUAAGUUGUUGUUGGAUAUAAAUGAGGGCUAAAUUUUCUGCUUUGAGAUCUACAUGUGAACAGCAGCUACACAGAACUUGGACCCUGAUUUUCUCCCAGCUGAUAUACCUUUUAAUCACUUGUGAGUGUGGCUGGCAUCUCAUCUUUAAAUGCUUUCUGCCUCUCGGCACUUCCUACAGUUUCAGUUUUAUAUAAUUUUUUCAAGGAUUAUAACUUUUGAUGUUUUUACUUUCCUAGUUCUUUAUUCAAAAUGAUAACCAAAAGUGGGUGAAACAACGACGGAACAUUUAUAACUUCUCUAAACUUGACCUAAUGCUUACUCUAGACCUUCUUCCCAGGUUCCAAAAACUUGGAUCUACAUUGCUCUUUGUGUUACUGAGUGUGUGGGGUUUCCCAGCAAUUAUACUAGGGCUUAUUAAAGCUUCCUGCUGUUGCCCAAGAUGGAUUCUGGUACCCUUUGAUCCUGAAUUGGAUAUUUAGAUGUAAUGUAUGAGGACUAAGUCAUAAGUGAAAAUGGAGUAGAGUAGCGGGCUCAUCACAAAGCCCUGUGAAACACAAGAGUGUAGGGACAAAGUGUAGUUGUCUUACUUAACUGACCAUAUUCAGAUGAUGAAGAACGAAGUCCAGUAUCCAUUUAAAGAGGGUGAUGUUUAAAGCCAAAUUCACUGAGCCAUGUAUUCACCUUGGAGAUGAUGAUAGUAUUAAAUGCCAUACUAAAGUCAAUGAAUAACAUCCUCACAUACUGUAGGUGUCACUGUUGUCCAGGUGGGUCAGGACUGUGUUAAGUGCCAUAAAACAGUUUGUUUAGUUGGAUAAUCUGCAAAUGGAUAGGCUUUCAUUGUGAAGAGUAUUCAUGCUUUAAAAUGAAUGAAGACUUAACAUCUUAAUGCAAUUUAUAGUGAUGGAGAAGAAUAAAACUGGGUGGAGGUCAUUAAAGAUCAUUGCAGUGGAUUGCUUAGUCACCAGUACUAUAAUUGUAAUCUUGAGAGUAGUUAGAACAACAGCGUGGCCUGAGGACAGAUUGAAAAUGCCAGAGAAGACACCUACCUGCUACUCCACCCAAGUUCAGAGCACAGGACCAGGGACACCAUUAGGGCCAUCUGCGUUAUUCACCUUUCUCAGUGCAGUACAUACAUCGGUGGUGGAGAGUGGAAGAUGUUAGUAGUCAUUUGGGGGGGGCGUUGAAUGUGCCCAGUUUUAAUGGGUAUUGAUUUAUUGGCCUGAUUAGAAUGAGCAUAGAAGCUGUUAUGCUCAUUGGGAAGGAACACGUAGCUGGUAGGGAAAGCAGUGUUGUUUAAUUUGUAGACUGUAAUAUCCUUGAUGCCCUGCCACAUGUGUUGAGGGUUAGAAUUGUUAUAAAAGUGCUCCUCAGUUUGCAAUUUGUGGUCACGUUUGAUUUUCAGUUGUCCCUCCAUAAAUUUAACUCUGGAUGAACCUUUGUAGUGCCAGAGCUAAAAGUAGCAUCACAUUCCUAUAGCUCUAGGCAAACUUCACUAUUCAUCCACCGUAUCUGAUUAGGGUAGGUUCUUAUGCAUUUCAGAGUCUUGGCACUAUUAGUGGAAGAGUCCACCACUCAAAAACCAUAGGUGUCCAGGUCUGUGUAGGAUACAGAGUGGCAGAUGUACUUCAAUCUGUAUGUAGGCAAUGAUCCUGCAGUAUCAAAACAGGACCUACAGGCCAUAAUUUAGUUAUCCUCACUUUUGGUUUUAAACAUUUAAUGUAAGUACUUAGCUUUGUAAGCCUCAACAAUAUUGGCAUAACUGAAUGUCUCCUCUAGGAGGACAGGAGUCAUUCUAGUGAAAUACAGUCUUGACUACUAAGUGGCUUUCUUUUGCUCAGUGUGUUGGAUUUUGUCAUAGGCUUUGUUUCUGUUCAGUGUGUGUUCUAUGGACGUAUAGUAAGGCAUUGUUAAUCCUUCGAAGUCUAGGCUGUAAGUGGACUUUUCCUGGCAGCAUAAGAUGAAAUUUGAGAACUAGUCCUAAACCUAGACAGGGCACCAGUCCAUCUCUGACGUUUUAUGAUACAGUGUAUCACAGAAAAAGUUAGUGUAAAUGUUUGAAACCUUUUGUCCGCUGAGAGUAGGCUAUUAAUACUGGAAGAGCAAGUUGGCCUGCGCCUCUUUAAGUUGCAGUGCAUAGCUACAAGAGAUGAAACUAAGAGUGAACAGAUGGCUAUGCUCCACCUCCUGCGUCUGAGUGAAAUGGACAGAAAAAUCUUCUCUCGAGCCAGUCAUCAUGGUGCAUUCUCACACUGAGAGAAAGAACACUUUGUUUACAGUAUAUUUGUUAAAACAUUUCCAUCACGUGAUAUGAUGUGGUUUCUCUAAUGUUUCAUAUCCUUGCUUGUUCAAAGACUUUUUUUUUCUUAUUUUAUACACUCCUUAUUAAAAAUCAAGCAAUGGCCCCUGUUCUAAAAACAAUUGUUGAUGAAACCUAUGUUUGUUUCAAAUUAUCGUGGUGAUUGCUGUGAUUAGUUUAUACUAAAACAAGUCUCCAGACACUUUGGCAAGAGAAAGGCGUUUUUAUCAUCAUAUGAGAGAGCAGCAAAGGAAUGCAGUGUGUGGCUCGGUGUUGUCAGCCCAGAGAUGUACUUAUGCAGGGUAACUGCAUCACAGACUUCCAGUACAGCACAGUUACACAGGGAGAUGUUUGUUUUUUUGUAUUCUUACUCUUUAUUAUUCUUCCUUGUUUGUUAUUUUUAUUUCAUUCAGCCAGCCAUGCAUUUCCUCAAUCCUUUUUUUUUUUUUUUGCACAGUUAUGAACAGUGAAGGCUAUCUCAGCUGCCACCAUGAACAUGACACCUGUCCCAUCAUAGGGCUCACUCACACUCAAACUGAGCAUCUUAAGGUGUAGGUAAUUGUGUGUGUGUUUUAUUAUUAAAUACAUUGUCAACUUCACAUUAUGCAGGGCCAGUAAUGAGGCUACUUUUGCUUUCUUUCUGUGGGUUGAAGUUUCCAGCUAUUUGACAAAGACAUAAUACCAAAUAAUUUAGUUUGAAUAGACUUGAUGAGCACAAGGAAACAUAAAUUGAACAGAGAAUCAGCUCUUCUAUGCUAAUUUACAUUUUUCAGUUGUGAUAAAGCACGCUAGGGGUCCAUGGCAGUUUGUGUGACUGUGUGUUCAGGCUCGGAUUUCGUGGGUGUGUGCGGUUGUGGAGUUAGGCAGCUGCAGGGUGUUUGGUGUGGAGGUGAGCUGUUUGCUUAUUUAAUUUGGCUGUUCCACAUUGCCAUUCCACGAAUUUGAAUUGAGAGCCUGUGGGAGAGUCUGGAAAGGAGGAAAUUAAUUGAGAAAGUAAUGGGAGAGCAGAAUUGGUUGGGAGUUAGUGUCAGUCGAUGAUGGUGAAGUGGUCAAGGAAACCCCCAUUGUGGAGAGGUUAAGGGUUGCUCCAUGGGUGUACUGGAUCACUUCUGCUGUACCUUGGAGAGCACAAGCAGUUCUGGGGCUCCUAGAUAUCCCAUGAAUGCCGAAAUUGGUGUAGGGAAAAUGGAGCCGAGUUCAUUGCUUCUGGGCAGAUGGCAGUGGACAGGUGGUCUGGAUUGGGGGAUGAGGAGGACCCCAUAAGGAUCCAGUAGACACCAUGAUGUAGGAAAGACUGAGUUGGGUGAUGCCUAGGGAUUGUAGCCAGAACAAGAGUCGAAGGACCGCAUGGACCAGGAUCUUGGCACUGUUAAGCAUACCCAGGAGAUGGGUGAAUGGAGAGAGAUCAGAGAGAGAGAGAGAGCGCGCUAGACAGAUGAUUUUAAAAGGUCUAUUCUUCCUAUUUUUACCUUUGAUUUUAUGGGAUUAUUUAUUUUGAUUUUAAGUUCCUCACUCAGCACCGAAUUUAUGGACUUUGUCUUUUUAAGUUAUUUAUUCAUGAAGCACUGCACUUUUCUUCAUUGUUUUGAACACUUUGUUUGAGAAUGAAAUGCACCUUUGCACCAACCGUUGUUGUUAUGUGUGCCCUCAUUCUCCCUAGUCCAUCAUGGUUUGAUGACUAUCAAUGACCCGGGUUCUAGGGUGUAUGCCAGCUGUGGGCAACCCAUUCAUCACAUCAGUUCCCUCUAAACAAGGGUGGAUUUUCUUGUCAGUGAUUUGUGUGAUGUCCCAGAUACAUGGUUCUCUAUUCUCUUUCUAUGAGCGUGUAACCAAACCAUGUAUAGUUAGAAAGGAUCUUAUGCGUUCUAUUUGUGGAGUUUUAUUUGAGGAAGUUCAUAAUUAUAACUAAAGUUGUACUUUAAUAGUUCAACAUGAGAAAACAAUACAGACUAGCAACUAAAGAGUCUUCUACAAUGAUCUGAUGAGCAUGUCUAUAUCCGUCACCCAGCUGUUGAAUUUUUCAGGCUAAAUUCUUGACAACCGGUGGUUUUUGGCAAAGAAGUUUUUAGAAUUUCGAUUUAUCUUAGCUUAGUUAUUGAUUUUGAGGCUGCAGUGCAGUGUCAGAUAUUGUGAUGUGGCCCGAGUCCCAGUGAACUGCAAAAUCAUGGUGGAUUGUGGUUAUGGUUUGUUAUCUGUGGUUUUCCUUGGCCUUGACUGGUGAGCUGUUGCGUCUUCUGUUUUGAGGCCUCCAUGCUAAUGCGGGACAUAUUCGUCUUCUGCUGUGGUCAGACCUAUGCAUAGUUUGGGUUUGGGUUGCAUGAAGAGCAUAUUAGUAGCAGCCACUCUGUGUGUUCUUUUCCAUGUUGCAUGACGGAUGUGACACGGUGACCCAUCUUGUUUUACUCUUUGGGUAUGUUUUGCCAAGCCAUUUAUUUAGUGUCAGAAGUUUCCAUCAUGAUGUUGUCUUGUGGAUGGUGGUUCUGAGCCUUUGUCCUGUAUUGUGGAGGCUGUGGCUGUGAUGGUUUUUCCAGCAUUUCACCUAUGUUUGUCUUCCUUUGCUGACAUGAUUAGUGUUUAUUAAUGGUCUCUCAUUUUUAAGAAUGGUUUGCCCAUUCUCUAAAUAACAUCAUUCAUCUAUCUUAAGGAUGUGAAUGGAAACCAGAAUAGUGGAACAUUCUCUACUUUUCCAUCACAUUCAUCUUCUCUCAACCGAAUUACUCAACUCAUGGUUGCAGUGAGACUGAGCCAAGGCUGACAAAACAGGGUGCAAAGAAGCAGUCAACCCUGGGCAGGAUACCACAUACCAGUCCAUCACAGGACACAACAAGCUAGUGUAUUCCAUUUGAGUUAGCAUAUACCUGUAGUUGAAAUAAUAAGGUGAGCUUCACUUAUGGAGGUACCAUUUGAUGAAGAGAGCAAAGCAACUCAAAAAUAUCCAUUUGGAAGAAUUUCAAGAGAUGGAAAUGGUUCAGUCAAGUCCUACUAAGAAUGUUGUUUCCAUACUACAUGAAGGGGUGCCAUACUGAGUUAAAAAUCUAGUGUGGACAUGAUCUUUAUAAAAGUUGCCUGUUCUCCAUGUGCCUAUGUGAGGCUUUCUUGCUGUAAUCCAGUUUUUCUCCCACCUCCACCUGAUUGAUUCAACACAAAACUACACUGGUAUUCAUGAGAGUGACCUUAAAUAAACUGGCAUUCCACCCAUAGUUGGUUUCUGUCCCUUUAAAUAAUACCACUUGAGGCAAGGCGCAUUUAUGAUAUGCCAUAUACCCAAUCCGAGUCUAGGAGCAAAAAACAAAAAAUAGGCAUCUGCUCACUUCAAUAACGCUUGUCUAAUCAAAAUAUUACAGACAUCAGAUUUGUAGCUGCAUUUGUAUAUCAUGUGAAAAGCACCAACUUCAGUUGUCUGUCUGUCAACUCUGCUCCAUGUGGACCAGUUUUGUUGAAAUUUGGCACCAUUUAUUCUUCAAGGAUCUUUCUUAGACAGUUUAGUUUUUUGGGGAUAUCUUAAUACUCUGUUGUAAACAUUUUUGAAAUUUAAAAAUCCCCCUUUGAAAAGCUUUGACAAAUUUGUAAACUUGUCUGUCUGAACUGGGAAACCUGUGCAACUUCAAUUACAAAUUAGUUUACUGUUUCAA